CUUCUGCCUCCACUUCAGGUUUUUAGCAGCUUGGGUGCUAAAUUGCUGUCUCAAAAUGCAGAGGAUCUAAUUUGCUGAGGAAAACCGCCAAAGAAGGAAGAGGAGGAAAAGGAAAAAAAAAAGGGGGGGGUAUUUUGUGGAUGAUCUACUUUUCUUGGAAAUGCAAAAGAUUAUGCAUAUAUCUGCCCUCCUUUCUCCUGUUUUAUGGGGACUGAUUUUUGGUGUCUCUUCUAACAGCAUACAGAUAGGGGGGCUAUUUCCCAGGGGCGCCGAUCAGGAAUACAGUGCAUUUCGGGUAGGGAUGGUUCAGUUUUCCACUUCGGAGUUCAGACUGACUCCCCACAUCGACAAUUUGGAGGUAGCAAACAGCUUCGCAGUCACCAAUGCUUUCUGCUCCCAGUUUUCAAGAGGAGUCUAUGCUAUUUUUGGAUUUUAUGAUAAGAAGUCUGUAAAUACCAUCACAUCAUUUUGUGGAACGCUCCAUGUCUCCUUCAUCACUCCCAGCUUCCCAACAGAUGGUACACAUCCAUUUGUCAUUCAGAUGAGACCUGACCUCAAAGGAGCACUUCUUAGCUUGAUUGAAUACUAUCAGUGGGACAAGUUUGCAUAUCUCUAUGACAGUGACAGAG
Molecule: messenger RNA, 629 nt
Organism: Hyaena hyaena (striped hyena)
Lineage: Eukaryota; Metazoa; Chordata; Mammalia; Carnivora; Hyaenidae
Product: glutamate receptor 2-like
Exons: 3
Source: RefSeq, a predicted model, not a curated record